Messenger RNA from Eruca vesicaria subsp. sativa (arugula), 999 nucleotides. NCBI's taxonomy places the organism in Eukaryota, Viridiplantae, Streptophyta, Magnoliopsida, Brassicales, Brassicaceae. The record is from the annotation of a GenBank genome assembly.
AUGUCUUCUUCUGGUACUCCUGUUCAAGAUAGCCAGCGGUUCAUCAUUGGGCAGAUUGAUUACUGGGAUCAAGUGAGUGAAUCAGGGGGUUUUGAUAUCGAGCAUAUCUCAGCACCUCAAAAUGGACUCGUGUCUUUUGAUUGUGAAAACGAGAGGAUUAGGUAUCCUAAUAGAUUGUUGGUGAAUCUUUACGCUAGACUCGGUCUCCAUCGUUACAACCUCACCAAGGGAGCAAAUUUAAAGUUCGACCACUUGAAGAAGUUCAACAUGACUAUGAAUUGUAUCUCCUCGUACCGCAUCACUUUGGUUGCUUAUGAUCCAUCAGCAUCUUCACUGCUAACCUUUCUGGUUGGAGUCUCUGAGGAAGUAUAUGCUAGUUUGGAUUUGAUGGUCUUCAUUGCUCGACCUCAAGCUGAACCUCGUCGCCAAGAACCAAUUAGGCCAAUUGCUUCCACCGUUGUUCCCUUGGAUGCAUGUGCAUGUGAUGACAGGGGAUUACCUUUCUGGCCGACCGAUUUUGCAGAUACAUCACGUUUCGACUUGCUGAAGGAAUCAGAGUUACAAGGCAACGAAUGGAUUCGUCUAUACUUGGAACUUGCUCUUUGUUCAAAUGAUAGGAAUAUUCCAGAAAGCCAUGUAUCACAGCUACAGAUUGUGAGCGUUGCAAUGGAAAAAACUAUUGAGCAUUUCACAAGAACCACGAAUGCCACAAGUACCAUUUUCUACAUAAGGUUUAAAGGCUUGUCUGUGGCUCGGGUUGGUGAGGAUGGUGAACAUGUUGAGCGCAAAGUCAUAAUUAGAGAGUAUGAGGAUCUAACUACCGGAAACUUCACUCUCAUGGGUGGGUUUGGGUUCUCGGUCGGUGAAGACACUAGUCAUCGCCGUAUGACUCGCCUUGGGACUGGGAGCAUUGAAGAAAUGUACGCUGAGAAGAAGAGGCUGCACCCUACGACUCCCCCAUGUCCAGCCAUCCCCAUUGCUGAUUACUGGAAAAGCUAG